UACGAAAAUACCCUUAUAUUUUGAAAGAAGUCUGAACUUCAUUUUAGGGUUUCUCUAUGGUCACUCAUCUGAGCCCUCGGCCGCUCUUUCGAUCUCGUUCGCUGAGCUCUGUUGAGAUCUUUUCCCCUCGUUUCUUCUUUUCAGGAUUUAACUAGGAUAUGUAACAGAGGCCACAAUGUUAACUGUGCCGAGAGAGGGUGAAAAUUCUCUGGCCAUCUCAGGUCCAAGACCAGGAGGAGAAUGGGCUACUGUCCCACAUUCACUUCAGGCCCCAGAACCAGGUGGAAAACAAAGAACCUCCAGUUUGGAAUCCCCAAUCAUGCUGCUCACAGGUCACCAGAGUGCAAUCUACACUAUGAAGUUCAAUCCUGCAGGAACUGUCAUUGCAUCUGGAUCACAUGAUAAGGAUAUCUUCCUGUGGUAUGUUCAUGGUGACUGUAAAAAUUUCAUGGUCUUGAGAGGGCACAAGAAUGCUGCCCUAGACCUCCAAUGGACAAAUGAUGGAACCCAAAUCAUCUCAGCUAGUCCAGAUAAGACUUUAAGAGCAUGGGAUGUCGAAACAGGAAAGCAAAUAAAGAAAAUGGCGGAGCACUCAUCUUUUGUGAACUCAUGCUGUCCUUCACGGCGGGGACCACCUCUCGUUGUGAGCGGGUCAGAUGAUGGAACAGCAAAGCUUUGGGAUCUUCGCCAAAGAGGGGCGAUCCAGACUUUCCCUGACAAAUAUCAGAUCACUGCUGUUAGUUUCUCCGAUGCAUCAGAUAAGAUCUUUACUGGAGGAUUGGACAAUGAUGUAAAGGUGUGGGAUCUUCGCCGAAAUGAGGUUACCAUGACCCUACAAGGGCAUGCUGAUAUGAUAACAGGGAUGCAGCUCAGUCCAGACGGAUCCUACCUCCUAACCAAUGGCAUGGACUGCUCGCUCCGAAUAUGGGAUAUGCGUCCAUAUGCCCCUCAGAACCGGUGUGUGAAGAUUUUUACUGGGCACCAGCAUAACUUUGAGAAGAAUUUGCUGAAGUGUAACUGGUCACCUGAUGGGAGCAAGGUAACUGCUGGAAGUUCGGACAGGAUGGUGUACAUCUGGGACACAACCUCGCGUCGUAUCCUGUAUAAGCUUCCAGGGCAUAAUGGUUCAGUGAAUGAAACCGUGUUUCAUCCAACUGAACCUAUUAUAGGCUCAUGCAGCAGUGACAAACAGAUUUACUUGGGUGAGCUUUAAAUCACCUUGUUUAGUUUGAGAAUUGACUUUUGGCAUGUAUGAAUGUAACAUUUUCAGAGUGUGAGCAAUCCUAUUGAACCACCAUGGUAUAGUCUGAACUUUUGGAUUAAUUAACAGGACUUUGCCAAUCCCAACUGCCACCAGCGCAUUGUUUUC
Messenger RNA from Dioscorea cayenensis subsp. rotundata (Guinea yam), 1369 nucleotides. Its product is annotated as U5 small nuclear ribonucleoprotein 40 kDa protein. Lineage: Eukaryota; Viridiplantae; Streptophyta; Magnoliopsida; Dioscoreales; Dioscoreaceae. The coding region runs from base 176 to 1213 and encodes 345 amino acids. Gene Ontology annotation, molecular function: RNA binding; protein binding. Gene Ontology annotation, cellular component: catalytic step 2 spliceosome. The transcript has 2 exons. The record is from RefSeq and is a predicted model, not a curated record.